Messenger RNA from Striga asiatica, 2394 nucleotides. The record is from the annotation of a GenBank genome assembly. NCBI's taxonomy places the organism in Eukaryota, Viridiplantae, Streptophyta, Magnoliopsida, Lamiales, Orobanchaceae.
AUGCGGCGGCAGAAGGGGGAUUGGAGGAGGUGGCUGACUUGUGUGAAGGGGGAUUGGAGGAGUCGACUGAUUCAGUCGAAACGACGGGUUCGAUUGAUGCUAUUCGUCUUGGAAGGGGGAUCGGAGGAGUCGACUGCUUCGAUUGAUGCUAUUGGCGCGGACGGUGAGGUGGUGGUGGCGCCGACGGUGGAGGGACUUCGCCGGCUACGACGGCGUGCUCCGGGGGUACAACAUCACCCUCGAACACCGCAAGUAGACGCCGCAAGUGACGGCUUCUGCAUCACCGGUGCCCGCAAGCAACGGGUUUCUGCCUCUUCGGUGGCCACAAGCCGGCACUGCUCCAGCUCCAAACCAGCACAGCAGGCCAGUCGCGGAAAUCAGAUGCGACAUCUACCUCCUUUGUCCGCCGGCCGACGAGAUAUUAGAUGGGAAGAAAACGGCGCGCUGUGCACCGGCGGCAAGCUGGACGACCGGAGAUUGCCAAAUCGAUCUUCACGUUUCGUUUUCCUUACACAAACAAUCUUCAACAAUUUUUCAAAUUCAAGGUUUAUUAUGAUCCCAACCUUAAUUUCUGUCAAAACCCCAUUUCCUAUUCCUACCAUCAACCCAUAUCUCAAGAAUCCUAAGAUUUACUGUUCCCAGCAAAGGAACUCCAAAAACGCUGUGAAAGAAUGCAGAAAGAACAAAACCAAUGUGCAUCCUGCUAUCGUUUUUAUCCCAAAUGAAGAAAAACAUGAGGAGAAACUCAUAUCUAGAGUAAAAAACGGAUCUUUACAGAUGGGCAGUCGAGAUAUGAUGAGAUUAUGCGGGCUAGGUUACUAUGUGAACGGUUUCAGGGGUUUCCCUUGGUUGGCCUUGAAUUACCACAUGACUCACAAUCUUAACAUGCAUCCAUCCACAUUGCAGCUUGUGCAGAAUUCUGCUAACUUGCCUAUGGUGGCAAAGCCUUUAUAUGGGAUUUUAUCUGAUGCUAUCUACAUUGGCGGUGCUCAUAGGAUACCUUACAUUUCUAUUGGUGGUAAAAUUGUCUCUUGGGUCUCAUUAGCCUUAAUCCCGGUUGCCAGUGAAGCUUAUCGUCCUCUAAUGACAUGCGUUCUCUUAAGCAACCUUGGGGCAUCCUUAGCCGAAGUAGCUAAAGAUGCACUCAUUGCAGAAUACGGGCAGAAGAACAAAACCCAUGGCCUCCAAUCUUACGCCUUCAUGGCCUCAGCCUUUGGUGGGAUUCUUGGUAACCUAAUUGGUGGAUUUUUUCUUCUCAAAACCCAACAGCCCAAAUCCAUGUUUUUAGCCUUUGCAACCAUACUCUCCCUCCAACUCACGUUAUGUCUUCAAACUCGAGAGGAAUCUCUCGGCCUACCACAGCCCUUGAAUUAUACAUAUUUUCAAGAAUCGAUUUUUGACAUAAUUAAAAAGCAAUAUUCCGAUUUAAUGGCAGCAGUUAGGGAAAGUUCUGUGUGGCGUCCAUUGAUUUGGGCUGUCUCGUCAAUUAUAUUGGUCCCAAUGCUUUCGGGCUCGUUAUUUUGUUACCAGACUCAGAAUCUCCAUUUGGGCCCGUCGAUUAUUGGGCUUUCAAAAGUGACGGGCCAGCUUAUGCUGCUCUCCUUAACCGUUUUGUACAAUAGGUUCGGGAAAAACGUGCCCAUGAGAAAACUAGUCGGGAUAACGCAAAUCGUGUACGCGUUUUCGCUUCUUCUCGAUUUUGUUCUUGUCAAGCAGCUGAACGUUUGGGCCGGGAUUUCGAACGAGGUUUACACUCUGUGCUUUUCUGGGCUGGCCGAGACUGUGGCCCAAUUCAAGCUCCUGCCUUUUCACGUGCUUUUUGCCAGCCUGGCGCCACCUGGAUGUGAGGGCUCAUUGAUGUCGUUUUUGGCUUCGGCUUUGUGUUUGUCGUCAAUAAUCGGCGGGUUUUUGGGGGUCGUUUUGGCCUCAUCUCUCGGGAUAAGUUCUGGUGAUUACUCGAGCUUGCCUUUGGGGAUUUUGGUGCAAUUUUUUGCGGCUUUGUUGCCUUUAGGUUGGAUUGAUUACGUGCCCAUGUCCGGGAUUUUUCGUGAGAGGAGUAGAAAGAGAGUUGGGAGUAAAAAGUCGAGGAGGAAUAGGAGAGUGGGCCGAGUAGUUUUCGACUCGGUAUAUUCUUAUCGUCGGGUGAGGGAAUCUGAUUUGCAGAGGUGAAAAUAUUUUGUAAAGGUUUUUUGGGACUUGUUUGUGGUUAGGUGUUUCCUGCUGCAACUUGUGGUAAUAGUGUUGUGAGUUAGUUGGCUGUAGGACAAGCUGGUGAAUUUUACCAACGAGUAUUCUUAUAGUUGGUUUUUUUUACUGCUUGAGAGGGAAAGUUGUUUCCUUUAAAGGAGAAGCAAUGUAGAAAGGUGGGAGAGUANACUUUAAUUAUUUUAAUUU